Microthlaspi erraticum is the source of this 672-nucleotide messenger RNA. The record is from the annotation of a GenBank genome assembly. NCBI's taxonomy places the organism in Eukaryota, Viridiplantae, Streptophyta, Magnoliopsida, Brassicales, Brassicaceae.
AUGGGAAUUCUCAACGACGACGCCGUUUUAAUCGAGCCGGGAAAAAGCUCCGGCGAUCCCAGCGUCGCCACCGUCAAUUGUCCCGAUGAAUCCGGUCUCGGUUCCACUCUCUGCAGAAUCAUCCUCGAAUUUGGUCUCUCCAUAACCAGAGCUGAUUUCUCAACAGAUGGACGAUGGUGUUACAUAGUGUUUUGGGUCACUCCAGAUCAUAGCUCUCCUAAACUCGAUUGGGACAGCUUGAAGAACCGUCUCUUAUCUGCUUGUCCGUCUUGCUUAGGCUCCUUCUACUUCUGUCUUGAGUCAAAUGUCUCAAAGCCUCCUUCUCUUUACCUCCUCAAAUUCUUCUGCCGCGACAGGAAAGGAUUGCUUCACGAUGUUACUAAAGUCCUGACAGAGCUAGAGCUCACCAUCCAGAGAGUCAAAGUCAUGACAACACCAGACGGAAGAGUCUUGGAUAUGUUCUUCAUCACUGACGCAAUCUUCAUGCCUAUCGAUACUGGAGGAGAGACGGAUCUUCGGUUUGUAUAUUGUGCUGCUGCAAUUUGUGACAUGCUUGGUAAUUGGAGUGGAAUGGACAAGGAGAAGGCUAAGGAUUACAUAUUAAACUGUCAGUCAUAUGAUGGUGGCUUUGGUUUGAUCCCUGGUUCUGAAUCUCACGAGACAAGCAAGUGA